Messenger RNA from Diuraphis noxia (Russian wheat aphid), 1113 nucleotides. Its product is annotated as zinc finger BED domain-containing protein 4-like. Lineage: Eukaryota; Metazoa; Arthropoda; Insecta; Hemiptera; Aphididae. The record is from RefSeq and is a predicted model, not a curated record.
AUGGCACCACGUAAAAGGAGUGAUAUGUGGAAUCACUUUACUGAAGUGGAAAAUAGCAAAGCCAAAUGUGGGUAUUGUGGUAACACGUAUAGUGUUUCUGGUGGAUCUUUUGGCAAUCUGAGUCGCCACUUAAAAACUGUACAUCCCACUGUAAUACUAUCAAAAGCAGUAGUGACUAGUGAUGAAAGUCGUGUAGAUGAUCCUGCAGAUCAUGGUUCACCAGUAGAAACAUUAAUUGUUCGUGGUACUAGUAGUGUUAAAUCGAACCAACCAACUCGCAUCCAAAGUAUCAUUAUGCAUUUUAUGCAAAAUAAAAAACCUAUGGCUGUCAGUAGAUCAAAACAAAUUGAUGAGCAAGUUACAAAGAUGAUUGUUAAAGGAUACUAUGCGUUUUCCAUAGUAGACGAUAAAGAAUUUAGAAAAUUCGUAAAUAUGUUGAACCCUGGAUAUGAACUUCCUUCUCGCCAGACAGUAUCAAAAAAUUUGAUUCCCCGAUUAUACAAUUCAACAUUAGAAGUUUUAAAAAAAAAAGUUGAAAAUGCAAGUGCAGUUUCAUUAACAGCGGAUGGACGGACUUGCAUAAAUAAUAGGAGCUAUAUGGCAGUUACAGCUCACUUUAUUGAUUGUGAUGGUAAAAUGUCUUCAGUUUGUCUUGGCUGUGAACAUUUUGACCAACGGCACACGUCUGAUAAUCUAGCUGCCUUUUUAAAAAAAAUAGCAGGAUGUUUUGCCCAUUCCAUUAAUCUUGUUGUUCAACACUCUCUUGAGAAUAUUUCAGUCAUAGUAGCUAAAGUAAAAAAAAUUGUUGAGUUUUUUAAACGUAGUAGUAAUGCAUUAGUAAAACUUAAUUCAACACAAACUCAAAUGGGACUACCUACGUUGAAAUUAAAACAAGAUUGUAUGACUAGAUGGAAUUCAACAUUUGAUAUGUUGAAGAGAAUUGUCUCCAUCAAAGAUGCUGUAAUUUCAACUUUAGCUGUCUUACAAACUAACAUUGUAGUCUUAACUCCAGCAGAAUGGGAUAUAGUUGAAAGGCCAUUGAAGUAUUGCAAAUUUUUAAUGAAGUCACAAUUGAAGUUAGUUCUGAAAAAACAGUGUCUGUGUCAAAAGUAA